AUGUCUAGCUCUCCCGCUCUCGCACAGCUCUCCCCCGACCCUUCUCCCUCGUUUUCUUCAGCUUUACUCAGCUCUCCCCCUCGCCCGACGCCGUCUACGCCUACGUUCGCAUCUGCCUCCAUUCCCCAUGUCCCUCCUACCCCUCCCGAUUCCACUGCCCGCUCGGCGCCCAACACCGCAUCAUCUCCGUCCCUCAGCUCAAGCUCGACCGCUCAGUCUGUUGUCUCUCGUUCUUCCCCGCUCUCUGCCGCCGCUCCUCAAUUUCAAUCGCGUUUGCUGGACACCCCCAUCGACAUUCAUGAACUAGCUCCAGAACUCGGUAGUCCUUCGCCAUCCGUAGAUUCCGCGCCCUCUGUUUCUGAUCGCGAUAACGGCGCGUUGUACAAGACGCACGAACAGGGAAGUCCCAAGCCGACUCAGGAAGGAGCUCCACGUAAAGGCUUGGUCGAUGCCCUCCCUCCGCCGUUUGUUCCUGCUGCCGCCCGUGUGCAGUACGACCCAGAGCAAGACGACCCGAAAGGAGCGCCCCCGGCGUCUCCGGGCUCGGGUCCACACCCGCCAAACGUGUACAUCAACGGUCUCCCGCCCAACUUCCCCGAAGAGGAUCUGCUCGCGAUGACAAGCCCGUUCGGUAGCGUCUUGAGCGUUCGCACCUUCACGCGACACGUGAGCGAUAAACCUUCGGGGUACGGGUUUGUACUGUUUGAGAGCCUCGAUGCGGCAGAGAAGUGUAUCGAGUCUCUUCGGAAGUAUCGCAAUUUGCACCCGUCCUUCUCCAAGCAAGUGCACAAGAUUCCUGGUACUACAUACGCCUCCGCACCUUCGGCUUGCACCACUGGCCCUCCCGACUCUUUCAAGGUCAAGAUGGAACAGCUCCGCGACACGGGAUCUACCAACCUCUACAUGGAGGGUCUUCCUCUGAGCAUCACUGAAGAGACCCUGCGCGCAUUGGUCAAUCCGUAUCGCAUCAUGAGCUCGCGUUUCUUCCACACGCGCUUGAGUAGCCCUCCAAGGAUCAUUGCAUUUGUUCGGCUGGAGAGUCGAGAUGCUGCGGAAGAUAUCAUCGAGCGACUUCACGGCCGGCUGGUGCGAGGAUGGAACGAUGCUGGCUGUAGGAUCUCUGUCAGGUUCGCCGAUACAGCGGACCAACGUGAACUUAGACGCACUGAACGUCACGGCCGGGAAGACGAACAGUCUCCGGCUCGCUUGACUAUGGCGCGUGCGGCUUUGCUAAACCUGAAGGGCACCCAAUGUCAACCCGAUGAUCUGUCCCCUACUCUCGGGAACAUGGACGUGGUGGAUCUCCAGACUAGCCCCAACCUCGGUCUCGCCUUGAACAACCUUGGGCUGGGUCACCUUGGGGGAUCGCUUUCCCCUUCAGCGGGUCUUUCACCGCUUCAGACUCAGGGACCGUUCGUGGGCGGUGUGGGUCGGCAACGCUUCAGCUCGUUCUCAUCCAGCACCUCGGACCUCGACGCCUUCAAUACCCCAGCUUCUCACGUUCCGACCCACGACCUACGCAUCCCUCAGCAAGCCCUUCCGGGCAACGCAAGCGGUCUGCUCGAUGAACAGAGUCAGCUGCAGCUUGCUCUCAUGAGCAUGCAGGGCCUUCGCACAGGCGGUACUCAGCACGGCUAUACGCCGGUCGAGCAGCUCAUUCUUCAGGCACACGCGAGGCAGAGGGGGGACGCGAUCGGCGGGAGCGCAGACACCGGGCCAGGACACCUUCAUGACGCGCGCAGCUCUGUCGGACUUCGUCUGGCGUCCGCACGAGAUGCCAACCGCCGCCUACUCGGUUCUUUGCCUCAGAUGUCAGAAGACGACUUCCACGCGGCCGCCAAUCGCCUCCAGAGUCAGCAGAACAUCGCACAGCGGUUCUCGCGGGAUGCCAACGGACGGACUUUCGCCCAUCCUGGGGCCGAUGCGCAGUCUGCAUCCCUCCUCUCCGAUCUGGAACGUCGGUUGUCUGUAUCUGACCAACAGACGCGGCAGCGGAACCAUACGCUCGCCUCUCAAGUUCGUGGAAACGGCGACACCCAGGGCCUUCACACUCGCUCGUCCACAUUGCCUUCACAGUAUCUCGGCCUCCGCAACCCCACUCAAGCGCUCCCCCCCACUCACAAUACCCUGUACGAUUCCGGCACCAGUGCCAACAACGUCUCCUUCCAAACCCAACAGACUCGUUCUGGCGCUCACGCCCCUCGCACUACCAGUCACAAGCACGUCCCACAAUCCCCCAGCAUCAGCAACGCGCCGCGUCACACGAGUAUCAGCAACCUUUCUACGAACCCCCAGACGAAUACCCAUGCGCUAUUCACCAGCAAGAGCAACAUCAACCUACCCAGCAUCGGUCACCGCGCCGCCCAGCACGUCAACACCGGCGCCCACGUCACGUCGCCUUCGGCGGCCUCCGUCGCAGCCUUCUCUACACAGGCGAACCGGACGAAGAACGGCAGCCUGUCAGGCGCCUCUGCCAUAGGACAUUUGACGGACGCCCGAGAGGGCGCGAUCGCACAAGAUGCGGAUGCGGAUGACGGCGAAUCCCCCAUCGUCUCUCCCGCACUCACGUAUUCGGCUCGAACGCCUGUUACCCUCAGCCCGGCGACGCCAUACUCUGGAUUUUUCUCCGACGGAGGUGACGCCUUCAAGGGAACCGCGCUCUGUGGAAAGUCUGCGACGGAAGGGCCUAACGCUCUGCGUCCGACCAACGUGAAAGAUGUCGGAGAGACGGUGAACAUCAAGGUCGCGACGGGCAUGUUGGAUCAGUAAGCUUCUAUCGCCAGUCCCUAUUUCUCCGCAGCCUCCGCACCUCUAUACAUCUUGAGACAAUCCUAGCGAGUUACUGUAUGAUUGUUGUAGCACUAGUACUAUAGGCGGCCGACUCCGUACGACGCACACGUUAGAGGACGACCUGUUUCGCGAUUCUUACUACUUUGUUCAGAUAGUAGGUUCGGCAUGGGCGUUGUUGUAUGAGUAGGAUAGAGCAGUCAGUCGUACGUACCGCCGAAGUGUAAACAGAGAAUACUACGCAUCUUCGC
Messenger RNA from Trametes versicolor FP-101664 SS1, 3038 nucleotides. RefSeq lists its product as uncharacterized. Lineage: Eukaryota; Fungi; Basidiomycota; Agaricomycetes; Polyporales; Polyporaceae. Gene Ontology annotation, molecular function: poly(U) RNA binding; poly(A) binding; mRNA 3'-UTR binding. Bases 1 to 2769 code for a protein of 922 amino acids. Gene Ontology annotation, cellular component: cytosol; ribonucleoprotein complex; nucleus. The transcript is spliced from 7 exons. The record is from RefSeq and is a predicted model, not a curated record.